CUGCAACCUAUUCAUCUACCUUAAACACACCUACGAGGUUCGCACCUCCACCAGAUCGUCAAGAUAGGACUUUUUCACAAGAUGGGCUCGUUCCUCUCCGCACCACCCCCCGGCGUCGAUGCCUCGAAGCUGGCAGCGGUGGAGAAAGAGCUGAAGGCUCGUGAAGAGACGAUCGCUGCGAAGACCAAAGAGCUCGAGGACAAAGAAAAAGAGCUUGCGACCUCAAAGACAGAGUCUACCACCCUUACCAAACACGUCGAGGAUCUCAAGUCGGAACUGGCCGGUCUCAACACCAAGCUCAAAGCACUGGGAAAAGAGCGCGACGAGCAGGCUGCCAAGCUCGAAAAGCUCCACAGUGAGCUCAAGUCGAAGAGUGAAGAGGCCACCCAACAACGUCUGGCUCUCGACCGUGUCACCAAAACCGUCAUCGAAGAGCGGGACCAGGCUCGCCUCGACAUCAAGAAGACACAAGAACAGCUCGACCAGGUCAAAGCCAAGCAGACACACCUCGAGCAGGAAUUGUCGACCGCUAAGCAAGAGCUCAGUGAUGCCAAGAAGCAGUUGAGCGACCGGGAGUCUGCUCUCAAGGCAGAGCUUGCCACGUAUCAGAAGCAACUUUCGGAGUCUGAGGAGAGCAAGAAGACGUUGGAGACUUCGCACACUGCGCUCAAGAGCCAAAACGAUGAGCUCAAGCAAAAGGCGGAUGCUGAUGUGGCCGCCGUCAAGAAGGAUCUGACCGAUACACAAGCACAACUCACAACUAUUCACGCCGCUCACGAGGAGCUGAAGACCUCAUCCGAGUCAGCCCUUGCUACAACCAAGAAAGAGCUCGAGACUUCCAAAACUCGGCUGGCCGAUACUCAAGCCGCUCAUGACAAGCUCAGCGCCGACCUCGUCACCGCUAUUGAGACUGCGAAAGCGACUGAAGCCGCACACUCCGCCGAGGUCGAGAAACUCCGUGUCGAGAUCGGCGAGCUCUCCAAGAGCAACGCCGACACAGCAGAAGCCGACAAGAAGCUCAAGGUCGAACACGAGGCAGCACUCGCCGCCGUUCAAGCACAGGCAACGGAAGCCCACGACAAACUUGCUGCCGCCGAGAAGGAAGCUGCUGAGCUCCGUGAAGCUCGGGAAGCAGAGAAUGCUAAGGUCGCUGAGCUCGAGAAGAAGAUCACGGAGAGCUCCGAUCGUGCGAAGACAUUGGAGGCGUCUGCCGCUGCCACCGAAGCUGAACUAACGAAGGCCAAGCAAGCCGCCACCGAGACCGAGAGCAAACUCAAGGAGGCCGAAGCUUCCGCUGCCGAGCUCCGCACAAAUCAAGAAGCCACCACGACCAAGCUCGCCGAGCUGGAGAAGAGUCUUGCCGAUGCCUCAAGCCGCGUGAAAGCCGUGGAAGAAGAGAAGGCUGCCAUCGCCGCCGAACUUGCUACCUCCGUCGCCGCAGUGAACGAAGCACAAGAGAAGAGCAAAGCCACUGAAGCGGGUGACGCUGAGCUCCGCAAGAGCCAAGAGGCUGCCAUCGCAAAAGCCGCGGAGCUUGAGAAGAACGCGAACGAGAGCCUAAGCCGUGCACAGAAGGCGGAGCAAGAUCUCAAGGCAGCCUUGGAGGAGAAAUCAGGGCUCAGCACACAACUCGCCGCAGCACAAGAAGAGUCCAAGAAAGCGUCAGAGGCCCGCGAUCAGCUCUCCACAUCCUUCGAGACCUCCACUUCCGACCUCACUGCCGCCAAGAAGGAGCGCGAUGAAGCUCUCGCCAAGAUCACCGCGCUCGAGGAGUUCCAGAAGAAGUUCGAACAGGCUUCGUCCGAGCGUGAUGAGGCGAUCGCAAAGGCCGACAAGCAGGCGGCUGAGCUUCAAGCAUCGAAAGACCUUCAAGGCAACCUCGACAAGGUCACCGCUGAGCGUGACGAAGCGAUCGUCAAAGCUGAAAAGCAAGCGACCGAGCUUCAAGCACUCAAAGACCUUCAAGAAAAGCUCGACAAGGCUUCCUCCGAGCGUGACGAGGCGAUCGCGAAGGCCGACAAGCAAGCUACCGAACUCCAAGCAUCCAAAGAUCUGCAAGAGAAGUUCGACAAGGCUACUGCUGAGCGCGAUGAGGCGAUCGCGAAGGCCGACAAACAAGCAACCGAACUCCAAGCACUCAAGGAUCUUCAGGAGAAGUUGGACAAGGCUACCGCCGAGCGUGACGAGGCCCUCACCAAAGUCAGCGCUGCCGAGACCGAGGUCACGGCGCUGAAGGAGAUCCAGGAGAAGACGGCUAACGCUGUGCCCAUCGCUACCUAGCGAUGUGGCGGCAGUGCUGCUGCGGAAGUUAUGAGUGUACCAAAGCCGGUCGACUGGCUACGGCAGUGCU
Zymoseptoria tritici IPO323 is the source of this 2350-nucleotide messenger RNA. RefSeq lists its product as uncharacterized. The record is from RefSeq and is a predicted model, not a curated record. The coding region runs from base 82 to 2280 and encodes 732 amino acids. The transcript has a single exon. NCBI's taxonomy places the organism in Eukaryota, Fungi, Ascomycota, Dothideomycetes, Mycosphaerellales, Mycosphaerellaceae.